UCCCGUGUGUGCCCCCCCCCCACCACCACAGCCGCCGCCGCCGCACCGCCGCCUGCCCCCGGCCCCGCCGCCGGAUGCGGAUGAUCCACGGCGCUAAAAGAUGGAGGGGAUGACGCUGAGCGAGGCGGAGCAGCGCUACUACUGCGACCUCUUCUCCUACUGCGACACCGAGAGUACCAAGAAGGUGGCGUCCAACGGGCGCGUCCUGGAGCUCUUCCGCGCCGCGCAGCUGCCCAACGACGUGGUCAUGCAGAUUAUGGAGCUCUGUGGUGCAACAAGACUUGGCUAUUUUGGAAGAAGUCAAUUUUACAUUGCUUUGAAACUUGUUGCUGUGGCCCAAUCUGGUCUCCCUCUAAGAGUGGAAAGCUUAAAUACAGUAAAGGACCUCCCUCUUCCCAGAUUUGUUGUGUCAAAGAAUGAACAAGAGUCAAGACACACAGCCUUGUAUUCCUCAGAUGCUGAUAACCCAGCUUCAUAUUCAGGUGUGAUUCCUCCUCCUCCACCUGGCAGGAUACAAGUCAAAAAAGGCUCUGUGAGCCAUGAUGCAGUUCAGCAGCGUACAUCAACUGAUCAACAGGAGUCCACCUCUCCAGUUGUUUCACCACAGCAAUCCCCACCAACCUCUCCACAUAGCUGGAGGAAGCACAGCCGCCAUCCCAGCGGAGGGAAUAAUGAGCGACCCCUUGCUGGACCUGGGCCUUUUUGGGCUCCAUUUAGUGAAGUACAACCAGGCUCAUCUACUUCUAGUGAUCCCAUAUGGUCUGGCCAUUCACCACCACCCCAUCAAGAAAAUUGGGUCAGUUUUGCAGAUACCCCACCAACCAGUGCUCUUUUAGCCAUGCAUCCUGCUUCUGUCCAGGACCAGACAACAGUACGAACUGUAGCAUCAGCUACAACAGCAAAUGAAAUUCGUAGGCAAUCAAGUAGUUAUGAUGACCCCUGGAAAAUAACAGAUGAACAAAGGCAGUAUUAUGUUAAUCAGUUUAAAACCAUUCAACCUGAUCUAAAUGGAUUUAUACCAGGAUCUGCAGCUAAAGAAUUUUUCACUAAGUCAAAACUACCUAUUCUUGAACUUUCUCAUAUUUGGGAACUGUCAGAUUUUGAUAAAGAUGGUGCACUGACAUUGGACGAGUUCUGUGCUGCAUUUCAUCUGGUAGUUGCUAGGAAGAAUGGGUAUGAUUUGCCAGAGAAGUUACCUGAAAGUUUAAUGCCCAAACUGAUUGAUUUGGAAGACUCAACGGUGAUUCCUGUCGUUUCAGAAGUUGGGGAACAGACUGGUGAGGUAGGUUACUCUGGCUCUCCAGCAGAAGCACCUCCAAGCAAGUCUCCAUCAAUGCCAUCCCUAAACCAGACCUGGCCAGAAUUGAAUCAGAGCAGUGAGCAGUGGGAGACAUUUAGCGAACGCUCUUCAAGCUCACAAACUCUGACCCAAUUUGAUUCUAACAUUGCACCAGCUGAUCCUGACACUGCAAUUGUGCACCCAGUUCCUAUAAGAAUGACUCCAAGCAAAAUCCACAUGCAGGAAAUGGAGCUUAAAAGAACUGGAAGUGAUCAUGCUAACCCUACUAGUCCACUACUUGUGAAACCAUCAGAUCUCCCAGAAGAAAAUAAAAUUAGUUCGUCUGUAAAAUUUACAUCUGGAAAUACAGUUACAGAUGGUUACAGCAGUUCGGACUCCUACACUUCAGAUCCGGAGCAAAUCGGAAAUGCUGUAACACGGCAACGAUCACAUUCAGGAACAUCUCCAGAUAACACUGCACCACCACCACCCCCUCCAAGGCCUCAUGCUUCUCAUUCUCGGUCGUCAUCUUUAGAUAUGAACAGAUCCUUUUCAGUUACCCCAGGACAGCAACAGGCUGGAGUUGUUGCCUAUCCGCCUGCAGUGCCUCCAAGACCACAGCCUUCACAGGGCACAGGUCCUCAUGUGCAUCGCUCAGUGGAUGCUGAUGGCCUAAUAGCUCAUAGUAGUACCUCACCUCAACAAAUACCAGAACAGCCAAAUUUUGCAGACUUCAGCCAGUUUGAGGCAUUUGCUGUUUCAGGUGUAAACAAAGAGGAAGAAGAUGAAAUUGAAACGCACUCGGAAGCCUUGCAGGUUGAAAAGCCCUCUGAUUCUGCAAGUUCUCUUAGAGUUGCCAAAGCAGAUGGAAGAGUUGAAGACAAAGCACCUGCAAAUGUCCCCAGUAGUGCGGGUAAAGGCACUACCCCACUUGCUCCACCACCGAAGCCUAUUCGUAGAAGAUUAAAAUCAGAAGAUGAGCUAAGACCUGAAGCUGAGGAACAUACACAGAAAACAGGUGUCAUAGCUGCUGUUCUUGCUUCACAGCCAUCUAUCCCUAGAUCAGUGGGGAAGGACAAGAAGGCAAUUCAGGCAUCAAUCAGACGUAACAAGGAAACCAACACUGUUUUGGCCAGAUUGAACAGUGAACUACAGCAGCAACUAAAGGAUGUUCUUGAAGAGAGAAUCUCCCUGGAAGUCCAACUGGAACAACUUCGACCCUUCUCUCACCUCUAAGCCUACUGCCGUUAACUGUGAAUUUACUAAUUUUGAAAGGGGUAUUGGUUUUAAGGCCUAUUUAAAUAUCCAUGCAUCUAGCUCAAUGCACUCUAUUCUACAUUAAAUGUUGUGGUUCUGUUUUGUCAAUUUGUUCACUUUUGUAUUUUAAAUAUUUUAAUUUCAGUACAGAGAGAAAAAAAAAAAAACAAACUACUUUUUCCUUGAAUGUGACACUGCCUCUCACAUCUUUCUCUGUGGGCAUCCAUGGUCUUUGUUGGACUCAAGUUUGCAGAGUUUGUCACCAAAAUUGCCAACUGGAAUUUUUUUGUAGGUUUUUUUUUUUUUCCUGUUGAAACAUCUUUGCAGAAGAGGGUUGCUAAUCAGUUGAUUUUAACCUUUAAGCACAUAAACUCUUCAUUCACUAUGGCAUUUAUUUUAUUGUGCCAGAAAAGAGAGAAACUACUAAUCUGUCAUCAGCCAAUGUUACUUCCCAAGCUGCCUUUCACAAUUGGAAAUUGUUCACGACGCUAGAAAGCCUGCCUCUUUGCAAUUCCCCAGCUUACUCAGGUUGGAAAAGUUCUUGCAGGCUGUUUGCCAUAUCAACUGGAUUGGAUUUUGUGAUUUUUGUUGCAUACAUUACAGAGUAUGUAACCACAGAUUGCCAGGUGUUCACAUUUUAUCCAUUCAUGGUCCUGAUUCAGCCGCAUGCGUAGAAGCAUUUGUGGCACAAUUGGUAGUCUAUCAAACAGGUCUUCUUUAGUUCUCCCUUUUGUGAAAAGAGUUGGGUGUAGGUCCCAAACAUUAAUUGCACAUUAUCUAAGCACCACCUGUAAUUUGCAUGUCUCACACGUUACCUUUUAAUAUUAGCAGAUCACAUCCACCAGUCUUCACUAUAACAAAUUGUAUUGUCAAGUAAAAUGUCAACACCUCUAUAAACUUCUAAUUCCCAGCAAAAAGAAAUAUAAAACAAAAAAUGAACAGUUUUGCUUCUUAGGAAUUCUGGGGUACCUUCUGUCAUCUUGUUUCCAGGCCUUACUUCUCUGGCAUAUAGACAGGCUUCACUAUUAACAGAGUUCCUUGAGUGUAUCUUGCUCUUCAGGUUGAUGUACUGUAUUAGGAUUUGUUGUAUAUUGUACGAUACACACAUUUUGAUCUCAUAUGUAAAUUUGCAUUAAUUGCUGACUAACAGCAGAUAUUCUAUUUAAUGGCUUCUUCUGGCUGUGGGAUCAUAGAUGUUUAACUGCAUGGAUGUAUCUCUGCAGAAUCAGAACUAGCAAUUGUGUGAUUUUUACACCAAUAAAACAGCACAAUAUUUUAA
This is a messenger RNA of Haemorhous mexicanus (house finch), 3815 nucleotides long. RefSeq names its product RALBP1 associated Eps domain containing 1 (gene REPS1). Gene Ontology annotation, cellular component: cytoplasm; plasma membrane. Bases 101 to 2515 code for a protein of 804 amino acids. Gene Ontology annotation, molecular function: protein binding; calcium ion binding. The transcript is spliced from 20 exons. NCBI's taxonomy places the organism in Eukaryota, Metazoa, Chordata, Aves, Passeriformes, Fringillidae. Gene Ontology annotation, biological process: endocytosis; endosomal transport. The record is from RefSeq and is a predicted model, not a curated record.